Molecule: messenger RNA, 4862 nt
Organism: Antechinus flavipes (yellow-footed antechinus)
Lineage: Eukaryota; Metazoa; Chordata; Mammalia; Dasyuromorphia; Dasyuridae
Gene: NPLOC4
Product: NPL4 homolog, ubiquitin recognition factor
Exons: 17
Coding region: 164-1990 (608 amino acids)
Biological process (GO): ubiquitin-dependent protein catabolic process
Cellular component (GO): nucleus
Molecular function (GO): ubiquitin protein ligase binding; ubiquitin binding
Source: RefSeq, a predicted model, not a curated record
AGCUGAGGCCGGGCGGGCGGAGUUGGAGCGGCGGCCGUGGCUGCGGAGCGGACGGAGGAGCGAGGCCAGGGCCAGGGCUAGAGCCGGAGCUGCGGCUCCGGGACACUCGGGGCGGCGGGCGGCGGGGGCCGGGCGCCGGGGCCCAGCGACGGCAGCAGCGGCCAUGGCCGAGAGCAUCAUAAUCCGUGUCCAAUCACCAGAGGGGGUGAAGCGGAUCACUGCAACCAAGAGAGAAACAGCUGCAACAUUUUUGAAAAAGGUUGCAAAGGAAUUUGGCUUCCGGAAUAAUGGUUUCUCAGUUUACAUCAAUAGAAACAAGACAGGAGAGAUAACAGCAUCACCAAACAAAUCCCUCAACCUGUUAAAAAUUAAACAUGGCGAUUUGUUGUUCCUGUUUCCCUCGAGCCUUGCUGGACCCUCAUCUGACAUGGAAACUUCCUCCUCUCAAGCAUUGCGUGCCUGGGGAGCUCCCAAUGUGGUAGAAGAUGAGAUUGAUCAAUACCUUAGUAAACAGGAUGGGAAGAUUUAUAGGAACCGAGACCCACAGCUUUGCCGACAUGGUCCUUUGGGAAAAUGUGUGCACUGUGUACCUCUCGAGCCAUUUGAUGAAGAUUACUUGAACCAUCUUGAACCUCCUGUGAAGCAUAUGUCUUUCCAUGCCUACAUUAGAAAACUGACUGGAGGGGCUGAUAAGGGGAAAUUUGUUGCCCUGGAGAAUAUCAGCUGCAAGAUUAAAUCUGGUUGUGAGGGACAUCUUCCAUGGCCUAAUGGCAUUUGUACCAAGUGCCAGCCAAGUGCCAUCACACUCAACAGACAGAAAUAUCGGCAUGUAGACAACAUCAUGUUUGAGAAUCACACGGUUGCUGAUCGUUUCCUUGACUUCUGGAGAAAGACUGGGAACCAACAUUUUGGGUACUUGUAUGGACGGUAUACAGAACAUAAAGACAUUCCUCUUGGCAUUAGGGCUGAGGUUGCUGCAAUUUAUGAACCCCCUCAGAUUGGUACACAGAACAGCCUGGAGCUCCUUGAAGAUCCCAAAGCUGAAGUUGUAGAUGAAAUUGCUGCCAAACUUGGCCUGAGAAAGGUUGGCUGGAUAUUUACAGACUUAGUCUCAGAAGAUACCCGAAAGGGUACUGUCCGAUAUAGCCGAAACAAGGACACAUAUUUUCUGAGCUCAGAGGAGUGUAUAACUGCAGGAAACUUUCAGAACAAGCAUCCCAACAUAUGUCGGCUUUCUCCAGAUGGUCAUUUUGGAUCCAAAUUUGUAACUGCAGUAGCUACAGGUGGCCCAGACAACCAAGUUCAUUUUGAGGGUUACCAGGUAUCUAAUCAGUGCAUGGCAUUGGUCCGGGAUGAGUGCUUGUUGCCCUGUCGAGAUGCCCCUGAGUUGGGUUAUGCCAAGGAAUCCAGCAGUGAACAGUAUGUGCCUGAUGUGUUCUAUAAGGACAUAGAUAAGUUUGGUAAUGAGAUCACCCAGCUGGCCCGCCCCCUUCCAGUGGAGUAUCUGAUCAUAGAUAUCACAACGACUUUCCCCAAGGAUCCAGUUUAUACUUUUUCUAUUUCACAAAGUCCAUUCCCUAUUGAGAACCGAGAUGUCCUAGGCGAGACACAGGAUUUUCAUAGUUUGGCUACGUACCUGUCUCAGAACACCUCCUCUAUUUUCCUAGACAUCAUCUCAGAUUUCCAUCUGCUCCUCUUUCUGGUCACCAAUGAAGUCAUGCCUCUUCAGGACAGCAUUAGCUUAUUGUUGGAAGCUGUGAGGACUAGGAAUGAGGAGCUAGCACAGACCUGGAAGAAAUCUGAACAGUGGGCCACCAUCGAACAGCUCUGCAGUACAGUUGGUGUCCAGCUUCCAGGAAUGCAUGAGUAUGGUGCCAUCGGGGGUUCAACACACGCCACCUCCUCGGCAAUGUGGGCUUGUCAACAUUGUACCUUCAUGAACCAGCCAGGCACGGACCACUGCGAGAUGUGUAGCCUGCCCAGGACCUAACACUCCCCACCAUCCUCCUGGGCACACCUGGGGACCAGACUCACAACCCUCUUAGAAGCCAGGAUCGUUUCUUAUGAUUCUUCCCCUGUAAUGAUGCCCCAGUGGUGGGCAGACCCGAAGGAGGGGAAAAGGCUACCUACCCUUGGGUCUCUGUGACCCACAGAAGCAUCUUGGCACUGUUCUUUCCAGAGGGUACCCACUAGAUAGAGGGAUCCACGGCUGGGUUUUCUGCCAGGCUGAAUUUAAUCUCAAAACUGGAAAUCCCAAAACUGUAUCCCCAAAGCAAGAAAGUCAGACAUUUAACCUCAGUUUACAGUUUUGCAAUUUGUAUUUGAUAAGACCUGCGCCCUUCUGUGUCACCUGGAAUUUGCUUUUCCUGCAGCCUUCCCCUUCCUUUUGCAAUUUCCACCCUUUUUUAUUCUCUUGCCCUCUCCAUCUCUUCCACUCCUUUUCCCCUAAUCUCUUUUUUAAAUCUUGUUUGCCCUCUGCCUUGCCUCUAUUUUCUACUCCAUUACUGGGUGUUGGAUCCCUGCUGACAGUGGUAGAUGCUUUUACCCUCUCAGCUCGGCCAGUCAUCUGGUGAGAAUGAGAACCAGCUCAGGCAAAUGAGCUCGAUCUUAAGGCAGGAGGCGUCUUUCCUUUUCAUUUGCAUGAUUUUUUUUUUUCCUUUUCACCUCUUCCCUUCUCUCACCAAUUAGGAGGUGAGAUUUAAAGAUCUGCAUUGGUUAUGACAGCAGUUUAUAAUUCUUGCCUACAGGCCCUUUUGAUUUAUUUGUUUUUAUUUUUAAAGAGAAAAAUACUGCACAAAAGGGAAGUGUGAGAGUCUACUUUCCACUUCCCUUUCCCCCCCUCUCUUCUCAAGUUUUCACCUUAAUAAAUCCCUUUUGGGGUGUGUGUUUGUGGAUGGGCGUGUAGGGAUGUGUGUAGGUGUGUGGAUCCACAGUUAGUUAUCCUUUGAAGUAAACCUCAGUGCCUGAGUCUUUCCACCAAGAUACACAGUAUAAACAGUUUUAAAAGCAGGAGGUCUAGAUUAGGAGAACAGAAGAAUAAGCCGCACCCAGGCAAGUGGAACACAGAAGCUGAGCAUUGGAGUUGGGGUUGUUUGGGCUUUGUUUUGUUUUUUAAAUUUUUAAUUAGUGCCUGUAGUCCCCUGGAUCUACCAGAGGUGAGCUCAGCUCAGUCACAGCAUUCAGUAUUGUGUUCCCACCCACAAACCUCCUCUCCUCUUUCUAUUUCCUAUGUCCUUGGCCUUAUGAUUCACUGGCAUGUCAGCUGUAGCAAUCUCAGGAGGGAAUUUAGGGUUCUUCUAAGUGUGAGGACUGUGCAAGACCCCUUGAGAAGUCAGCCGAGGAAGUGAAUCAUGACAGCUACAGGGGAGAAGAACUGAGGUCUUAAUGGGAUCACUGGCUUCUAUUUACUAGUCAAGGCUCUGCCUGCAAGUGGGUGGGUACAUCAUAGCCCAGUACCUCCAGGGAAGUUCUUUACAAUCUUCCCCAUGUUGAGCCAAUUGGCAUGGCAUGGUACCGCGUUACCUUUCUGUCUUGAUGCCAGCUGCAAACUAUCCUCGGCCUUUUAGCAUAAAGGAAAAUGCAUAGCUAUAGGAUGCUUCUGCCACUUUUACACAUCAUGAUAUUCUUGCAUAUGCUGAACCCUCAUUUCCUCUUGGGUUCUAGAGAGAAUGUUUGCAUCUGCUAAGUUUGCAUGUUGACUUCUGAUGUGUCAAAAAGUUCAGUAUAAUCUUUGGCUGACAUCCUUGGGCAGAAUUGGCUAGUGGUACUAGCUGCUUUUCCUGAUCUAGGGCUUGGUUUGAUGAUUGUUUUACCUGGGCAGUAAUUUCUUUGGGGACAUAUGGGACUGUUGGAAAAGAGGAUUUGGAGUGAAACAUGAAGUCCUGCACAGGGAAGCACUUCUCCAGGUAAUCUAUUCUAGAGGUGUUGAAAAUGGUAUUGGGGACUGUUCUUUUGGAAUAUUGAAUAUCCUUAUCAAUUCAGACCUAAUGUUUAGAAUCAUUCUGGAAGUUUAAUGCAUCUAGUUAGUAACUUUAUAUGCACACUCUGAAAUUUUCUUUAUUCAUUUUCAACCAAGUGGAAACUUACUUGCUACUAUCACAGAUGUGGGAGCAAAUCAUAUGAAAGAAAGACCAAGGCUCCUCCUCUGCUUGCUCUAGUCUCCUUUAUCUGCUGCAUUUGUUUCACUUUACUUUCAGCCAACUUUUUUUCCCUUCUGAGAAAUUCUGGUAUUCAUACAACUCUUUGUCCUUUUGAUUUUAUUUUUCUUUUGGUUUAAAUACUAGGUUCAGUGAUGAACUUUGCACCAUUAUCCAAAAAAAGCUGUCAAGGGGCUAUAUGAAGCUAUAAAUAUGGCUAGAGGGUUGGCAGAAAGGUCUAGCCCCUGACCAAACUACUGGCUGCCGCCUCCAGAGUUGAUGAUUGAUCCCAACCCUACUGAUGAGUCUCAGGGCACAAUUUGCCUUCCUAAAUGCAGAACGCCUAAAAAAGUUUGCCUCUUCUGCCAUUAGUAUGGGCCAUUUUCCCUUUGUUAUCCCAGCCAGAAGCACAUCUCCCACUGUAUAUUCCACUUUAAUGACUAUGACAGAACCAAUAAUGGUCACAAGCCAGGAAAGUGGUGACUUAUAAGUGUUCAGGAUGGAAGGGCUCAUAUAGGCAGCCCUUUUUGACGAGAAGGAUGUUGGUUUUUUCUCAGCCCACCUCUCUUCUUCCCUUACAGUUUGCAUACCUAAAAACUAGCUCUCUGGGGGUGUUGGUGCUCCAGCUUUGCCUGUUUGCAGAUGUGCAUUUGUUGGAUUUGGAUUGGAGUUAUCUUAAUUACAGCCCUGUAAGUGAAACCUAAUAAAAAGAAAAUAUACCUGAAA